This is a messenger RNA of Symbiodinium sp. CCMP2592, 4284 nucleotides long. The record is from the annotation of a GenBank genome assembly. Lineage: Eukaryota; Dinophyceae; Suessiales; Symbiodiniaceae.
AUGGUCAUGCGUGACAUGGUAGCGCGAGGUCAGAUGCCUGACUCUCAUCGCUGCCUUCGGCUGGUGUCGAAGCUAGGGACGGGCCUCUCGGCCGUAACAGCCGACGGUGUAGCUGAGGCUGCCGCCCGAAUGUUUUCCGCGCUUGGGUGGAUGGAAAGUCUAUGUCUGACCUGGCCGGACAUGGAAGUCGGCCGCACCUGCAGUUCGAUGGUCUCCAUUUUCCAUCGCCGUGGCUUCACGGACCUAGCACUUCGGGCAGUCACCUGGCUGCGCCAAAGGCGCUACGAGAUACCGAUCUGCACGCUUGCCAUGGCGAUGGAUGUCUGUCUUCAAGACGAACGCCUGCCGGAGGCGAAGGAACUCUUCAAGGAGGCUCAGGUGUUGCUGACACAGAUCCUCACAGCACCAGCGGAGAUCACCUUUCGUCCGCGUGGGUACUAUGUCGAGUCGGGCCGAUGCGACGUGGCCGAAGUUGAGAGGAGGCAUGCCGAUGACGACGAGGAUGAAACCGGCAUAAGUGGCUCCAACGGUGGAGCCAACGAUUCACCAUCACUCUCCGCCAAGGAAAGCCCUGCAGAUUUUCCGACGGACAAGACCACUCUGUGCACGGACGGGCUGCCAAAUUGGCUCAGUUCUCGGGAAGGUCACCUCAUGGCACUCAUCGCGGGCCACGUCGCUGUCCUAAAUCGCCUCGCACCAGUGGAACCCAGCCACUGGCAGGACGAGGACUCGGUGAGCCAGCAGCCAUCCCGGUCCCAUGUCUCCGAGCUUGACUGGAUCAAGGAGGUCUUGGAACAUGGGUUGGAAUUACUCGAGUCGCUCUGCAGGGAGGUGCAGGAGCUGGGCGCGGCUGCAGGAAGGUCCGUCCUCGUGGGACCGUUGGAAACCUUAGGCCAGCGCUGGCGCUUGGCGCAGUUGCAUCUUCUUUUGCCGGUGGCGCGCCUCGCCCAGAAGCUGGAACCCUCCGCGGAUGCCGAGAAGCUCAGGGAGCUCGUCCACUCCCGAGGCUUCGAACCCUCGCAGCUUGCCAGGAGAGGACUCAAGGAAUGCGAUUCUGGCUCAGAGGACAGAGGUGAAAAAAGAAUCAAGAAUUUGGAGCAGCCCGGGCCACCGCCAGACGAGGAUACAGCUGAUGCCAUGCAGACACUGAUGAAUUUGACAAUCAAACUGCAUGGCCAGCGGCGGCCGUCUAGAGAAGAUGUUGAUGAAAUCUUGCGGACAAUGGGAAGGCGCAAGGGACGGCGCGCAGGUCUAGUGCAAGAGACCUUUCGUCUAGCCAACAGCCUGGCCACUCAUGGACUUGAAGUGCUUCGCGCAUCCAGCGAGGAGGAUCAGGCUUUUCUUGCUGAAGCAAGAGACACUCAACUUCAACAGGAGGUGGACACGCUUGCCUCGGCUGCCAACAAACUGUUCUUCCGCCACUUGACUCCCGAUACGGAGUCGUGUGCGGCAGUCAUCGAAGCUCUGUUUGCUUGCGGCGCCGCGCCUGCUGCAGAAAGCGUGCUGCUUAGGUGCCAGUCGGCAUUUCCGCCCAACCCUGCUCUAUACAGUGCUGUCAUAUUCGGUCGAUUGUAUUCUGGAGAUGGACAGGGGGCUGUCAACGCGAUUCUGGAGAUGGACAGGGCAGGCUUCGCGCCGCAUCAGCGCUUCAUUCUACGGUGCCUGCGUUACAUGGGCCCCUUCCACAGAGAAGGCUUGUUGCUGAUAGACCGUCUUGGAUUCCCUAUGAUGCAGCAAAAGAUGCUGCACAUCCUGAUGGAAACUUGCAUAUCUUCGCCGCAGCCCAGCGCCUGCGUGUUGGACGUAUACCACAGCUUGCUUGAGAAGGGCUACCGUCCAACUCCCGACACACACUUCGCUUUGCUGAAAGCCCUCUGCGGCAUCAGUGAUGCCGCGUGUGCCAUCGAUGAACUCCAUAAAAUGCAGACGAAGUGCAUUUUGCCUGAGUUCAUUGGUUUCGAUCUUCUUCUUCUGGACUGCUUUGGGUUGGCGGCAAGUGCUCGACGUGCAAGUCAGGUUAUCGAAGCUAGGCGCCAGUGGGUGCUGGAAGUGUCAGGUGCGCUCCUGUCGGAGCCAACCGACCAUGUGCAUCUGAUAUGCCAAGAGCUGCAAAGAAGACAUGCAGACUCCGACGGCUCGUUGGAAGCGAAGUUCAGGGCGACUAGAGAGGAGCAGGAAGCAGCUAUUGAUGCAUUGCCGCUGCCUGAUCCUGAUGAGGACGAAGAGGUAGAUGCGACAGAAAGCAUGCCAAGAAAGGCUUCGGAUGAAGUUGCAGAUCAAGACCCCGAAGCUGAGUGCUGGUUUGGCCCACGCCACAAAUAUACCUGGGUGUUGGAUGCCUACUGCGCGGCUUUGCCCUUGCGACUGGCAGCGCUCAAAGCUUCUCAUUACCUGGUCUUUCGCUACAGCCUGGUGCGAUCUGGUGCACAAAAGGCGGCAUUGCAAGAAGAGAUAGACAGAGGCAUGUCGCGGGACUACGCUGAGUUGGCACUGGAGUUACACCAGAAGCUCGAGCUGGAUGCCUGGAACUUCGAGGAGCAUCUUCGACUAGGUCAUGCAGGCACAGGUGUGCUGGAAGAGGGCUGCUGGCAGCCUAUGUCUUUCAUCCUGCUCAUCCUGAUGCACUUGGACCAGCUGGAGGUCGUCGAGGGCACACAAACUCGCCUUCUUCGCAUGCUUUUCCGCUCCCUUCCAGUGGGGGCACGCCGCCUGUCGGAGGUGCAUGCAGAUUUCCUUCAGAGGAGAGCUGGCCAGCUCUCUCCGGCAGUCUUGACAGAGCUCAUCCGCGCUUGUAGCGUUUGUGACGGGGGCCACAGCCCCUUUGGCAGCGAUCAGGGCCGCCGAAUGCUUGCAGACACCGUGAGGGAUCAUUACCUGAAGCGGGCCCCGGGCGGGGAGCCCAUCAAGCUGAGCACUUCACUACGCUUCGUGCGAACGCAUGAACUCGCAGAUCUCAUCGCAGAUGAUGUGCUGUUCAUUCCGGUUCUGUGUUCGUUACAGGACGGCCAACCUCAGUAUGCUUACAAUUUGUGUGAGGGUGACCAACAGCUGCAGCUCCGUCUUGUGUCUUAUGCUAUCUGCAAGGGAAAGCGAUUGGCAGCCGGCCGCUUAACGGAGCGAUUCGGCUUGCUAGACCACAUGGAUGGCAUCACAGAGAUACCGGGCUGGUCGGAUGCACAGGGCCCCUUCAAAGAAGUCUGCACUGCUUGUGUGCGGGAGGCGGAAGAGGCGGAGGAGAAAGAACUCAGAGCUGCCAGUGACCGGAAGAUGGCCGCUGCGGCUGAAGAAGAUGCAAUCUGCCUGCAGCUGCCAGAAGCGGUGGCCGCGAAUGUUGUCCUUGUGUCCACAGAGGCAGACCUGCUGCACAUCCGUGCUCGCUUGAUGGCUUUGGCUGAUGUAUCGCAGCCGGGCGAGCCUAGCGUGGAUGAUCUGAUCCAUCGUUCUGGCAGUUGUAUCGGCCUGGACACAGAGUGGAAGCCAUUUCUAGAGAAGCGUGGAGGAAUGCAGAAGCAUCGGAGGAGCAAUCAGUCUGUAGCAUCUAUGGAACCGUGCUCGACUCUCCAACUAGCUGCCGAGGAUUUCAUCGUGAUUUUCGACCUUUUGGCUUUAGCACCAGCAGAGAAGUCCACAGCACAGAUGCUAUCUUCUGUCUUGGCUUCUUUGUUUUGCCAUCGUGGGAUCGUGAAAUUGGGCUUCGGGCUGCAAAACGAUUUGCAGCGCCUGGCGGCAUCCUAUCCUCACUUGGAGUGUUUCAGGCGGAUACUUGGCACCCUUGAUCUGCAAGAAGUAUUGAUGGAGGCUCGGCGCAACAAAGGCCAAACGACAGGUUUGUCGGCUCUGUGCCUGGAGUUCUUAGGAUCCCCGCUCAGCAAGCGCUUGCAAACAAGCGACUGGGGGGCCAGGCCGUUAAGUCGUGAGCAGCUGUCCUAUGCGGCUCUUGACGCACACUGCCUCCUCCAUUUGGCACGGAGACUGCACGCCUCCCCAGAAUCUAUAAGGACGUGCAUGCAGCUUCAGGACCUCAAGGUGCAGCUCUUGGCGGGGAAGAUGGUUGUCGGUGUGGGCAGCGAUGCAGAAGAAUCUUCGUCUCUGGCCGUCGAAGUGGAAGCCAUCGCGAAGAUCAGCCAGGACAUCACCUUUAAAGGGGCAGAGAUUCGUGCCAUGAAGGCGGCUGGCAAGGCCAAGUCGGCCUGGCAGGCAGAGGUCGCGGUCUUGCUGCAGCUCAAGGCUCGAUUCCGCCAGCUGGCUGGGGUCGAUUGGGUCCCGCCUGUUUCGGCAGGCUAG